Molecule: messenger RNA, 694 nt
Organism: Limulus polyphemus (Atlantic horseshoe crab)
Lineage: Eukaryota; Metazoa; Arthropoda; Merostomata; Xiphosura; Limulidae
Gene: RpL12
Product: 60S ribosomal protein L12-like
Exons: 5
Coding region: 155-652 (165 amino acids)
Biological process (GO): translation
Cellular component (GO): cytosolic large ribosomal subunit; ribosome
Molecular function (GO): structural constituent of ribosome; large ribosomal subunit rRNA binding
Source: RefSeq, a predicted model, not a curated record
AUCGUUUCUACGCGUGAUAAUACGUUAGGUCUUUUUACUUGUCUAGUUGUUUAUGGUGUUGUGGUGAAACUUUUUCGGUCGUAUCUAAUCGUGAUUCAUCCGACACCAACACCACAAUAUAGAUAUUGAAAGUGUUUAAUAUUAGAUUUGAAAAAUGCCACCUAAGUUUGAUCCCACAGAAAUUAAGAUUGUUUAUCUGAGAGCAGUUGGUGGUGAAGUUGGAGCAACAUCAUCUCUUGCUCCAAAAAUUGGUCCUCUUGGAUUGUCUCCAAAGAAGGUUGGUGAUGACAUAGCCAAAGCUACAGCUGACUGGAAAGGACUUAAGAUAACUGUAAAACUCACUAUUCAGAACAGACAGGCUCAAAUAGAAGUGGUCCCUAGUGCAGCUUCCCUUAUCAUUAGGGCCUUAAAAGAACCUCCUCGUGAUCGUAAGAAAGUUAAGCAUGUCAAGCACAGUGGUAAUCUGUCCUUUGAUGAAAUUGUCGAAAUUGCUAGAACAAUGCGACCUCGUUCGAUGGCACGUUACCUUGUUGGGACAGUGAAAGAAAUCCUUGGGACAGCACAAUCGGUUGGAUGCACUAUUGAUGGCUCCAACCCUCAUGAUAUCAUUGAAAAGAUAAACAAUGGAGAGAUGGAAGUUCCUGAUGAAUAAACUAUCUGAAAGAAGAAAAUAAAGAUUUGUUUAACUGGAAAA